AUGGACUUCCAGCAUCGUGUGGGCCACAAGACGGGUUCGGGUGGGCCGGCUACGGCGCAAGAGAUAGCGUUGGAUCGGAAAGAGCGAUUGCGGCGGUUGGCUUUAGAGACGGUAGACUUAUCAAAGGACCCAUACUUACAUCGGAAUCAUGUGGGCAAAAUUGAGUGCCGAUUAUGUCUGACUCUCCACUUGAAUGAAGCCAGUUACCUGACUCAUACCCAAGGCCGCAAGCACCAAACCAACCUGGCCCGACGAGCGGCAAAGGAACAAGCAAAUGCCGGCGGAGGGGCCUCAGUCGUACCCAUGCCCCCUAUGGCCGCACCCGUACCACAAAUGCCCACCAUUGGCCGCCCCGGCUACCGAGUUACCAAACUCAGAGACCCUAGUACUAAACAAUAUGGACUUCGCUUUGAAAUCCACUUCAAGGACUCCAGCUCUAAACCUAGACACAGAUUCAUGUCCACGUGGGAACAAAAGGUGGAACCAACCGACUCCAACUUCCAGUACGUUGUGUUCGCAGCGCAACCGUAUGAUACCAUAGCAUUCCGGAUCCCGACGAAGGAUAUUGAAAAGAACGAAGAAAAAUAUUUAGUCCACUGGGACCCCGACAGCCGGCUUUACCUGGUCCAAUUUCUGCUACGAGACCGA
Messenger RNA from Gregarina niphandrodes, 648 nucleotides. RefSeq names its product splicing factor 3a subunit 2. The record is from RefSeq and is a predicted model, not a curated record. Gene Ontology annotation, cellular component: nucleus; U2 snRNP; catalytic step 2 spliceosome. Gene Ontology annotation, biological process: spliceosomal complex assembly. The transcript has 2 exons. Gene Ontology annotation, molecular function: zinc ion binding; nucleic acid binding. NCBI's taxonomy places the organism in Eukaryota, Apicomplexa, Conoidasida, Eugregarinorida, Gregarinidae. The annotation marks the transcript as partial.